ACGAGUGGUGACAGAAUUUGUUGUUUACUCCAAAUCUUUCACAUCGCCAACAACUCUCUUGAGCCGCAGGGAAAAGCCUUUGAAACUGCUGAUUUGCUGGCUGCCCUUGUUCGCUUACCGUCCUCGCCUCUGUCUCCUUGUUCUGUUCUCAAAGGGACGUGCAGCAUCGAUCGAUCUCCAAUGGCGUACAAGGUGAAAGCAGGGAUUUUCAAGGGCCUCAAGGUCUUCUCCCGGAUCUUCGCGGUGAAGGAGCAUGAGAUGGAGAUCGGUUACCCGACGGACGUGAAGCACGUCGCGCACAUCGGCUGGGACAGCGCGGCGGGCAGCGCGUCUCCGAGCUGGAUGAACGACAUCAUGGCGUCCUCGGACUUGUCGUCCCUGGGCAACUUUGCAGCGCUCACUGGUACCUCGACCUCCUGGGUUUCCGUUUCUCAAGAUCUCGACAGCCUGCAGCGUGUCGGCGCGGUCGCAGAGAACACCGGCACCGGCAGGCGAGACGACUCGACCACGUGCCCCGACGUUCCAAGGCCGCCAAGGAAGCCGGCGACGAAGAAGCCCAGGGACGGGUCGCCGACGGCACUGUCGGCGUCGGAACCGUCCAGCAGCUCUACAGACGAGGUGGCGACGACGUCGCCACCGUCACCAGCGGGUCAUGUCGAGGCUGCUGCAAAUGCCGCGCGAUGAUCUGAACUGUGCUCCGGUUUCCCGCGCUUUCCGGGUUUGUGUAGGCGAGGCUACAAAGAUUGCUUGUUCUGUUU
This is a messenger RNA of Sorghum bicolor (sorghum), 758 nucleotides long. Its product is annotated as CRIB domain-containing protein RIC10. The coding region runs from base 181 to 684 and encodes 167 amino acids. The transcript has 5 exons. The record is from RefSeq and is a predicted model, not a curated record. NCBI's taxonomy places the organism in Eukaryota, Viridiplantae, Streptophyta, Magnoliopsida, Poales, Poaceae.